AUGUCCCUCGACAUCACUCCCUCCAAGCAGGCUGCAUCUGCUAUGAACUCCCUCAAGAUGGAGUCCCCAGUCAAGAAGCUUGACCUCGGAAUUGAAAACAAAGAGAACGAUGUCCAGGACCCUGAGGUCGCCACUCUGGCCCAAGACAUCGACUCGAAGCAUGCCGCCACCAAGAAGGUUGUCAAGGCACAGCAGGAGCCUCCUAGGAUUCCUGAACUCCGUCCCGAGGAGCUGGACGAGCCUAUCCUUCGCGAAAACCCUCACCGUUUCGUCCUGUUCCCUAUUCAGUAUCACGAGAUCUGGCAGAUGUACAAGAAGCACGAGGCAUCCUUCUGGACUGCUGAGGAGAUUGACCUGUCCAAGGACCUGCACGACUGGAACAACCGCCUGAAUGAUGACGAGAAAUACUUCAUCUCCCACAUCCUCGCCUUCUUUGCCGCUUCGGAUGGCAUUGUCAACGAGAACUUGAUCGAGCGCUUCAGCGCUGAGGUCCAAAUUCCUGAGGCCCGUUGCUUUUACGGCUUUCAGACCAUGAUGGAGAACAUUCACUCCGAGACAUACUCCCUCCUGAUCGAUACCUAUAUCAAGGAGCCUGCCCAGCGCACCUACCUCUUCAACGCUAUCGAGACCAUUCCUUGCAUCCGCAAGAAGGCCGAGUGGGCUCUGAGGUGGAUAGCGGACCGGGAGUCCACCUAUGCGCAGCGCCUUGUCGCAUUCGCUGCCGUCGAGGGUAUCUUUUUCAGCGGUGCCUUCGCCUCCAUCUUCUGGCUGAAGAAGCGUGGCCUGAUGCCUGGUCUGACCUUCUCCAACGAGCUGAUCUCUCGUGACGAGGGUCUGCACACUGACUUCGCCUGCCUGCUAUUCUCCCACAUGAACAACCGCCCUAGCAAGCAGCGCGUGGAGGCCAUCAUCACCGACGCCGUUACCAUUGAGAAAGAGUUCCUGACCGAGGCCCUCCCCUGCGGUCUGCUCGGCAUGAACGCCACCCUGAUGAAGCAGUACAUUGAGUUCGUCGCCGACCGUCUCCUCGUCGCCCUCGGCAACGAGAAGGUCUACAAGUCUUCCAACCCCUUUGACUUCAUGGAGAACAUCUCCCUUGGUGGCAAGACCAACUUCUUCGAGAAGCGUGUUGGUGACUACCAGAAGGCUGGUGUCAUGGCUAGCACCAAGAAGCCUGUUGCCGAGGACAGCAGCACACCCGGCGCCGAGGAGAAGGGUGAGAAUGGUGGAGACUUCACUUUCGAUGACGACUUCUAA
Molecule: messenger RNA, 1257 nt
Organism: Cryphonectria parasitica EP155
Lineage: Eukaryota; Fungi; Ascomycota; Sordariomycetes; Diaporthales; Cryphonectriaceae
Product: small subunit of ribonucleotide reductase
Exons: 4
Coding region: 1-1257 (418 amino acids)
Biological process (GO): deoxyribonucleotide biosynthetic process
Molecular function (GO): oxidoreductase activity
Source: RefSeq, a predicted model, not a curated record